Messenger RNA from Rubroshorea leprosula, 4187 nucleotides. The record is from the annotation of a GenBank genome assembly. Lineage: Eukaryota; Viridiplantae; Streptophyta; Magnoliopsida; Malvales; Dipterocarpaceae.
ACUGCAUAUUAAGAGAAUCUUAGAGCCAGAUCGAGAGGAUGCAAUCUACUACACAUGCAUAGUUACAAACUCUGUAUUGCAUCAUCUUGGUGAAAUCCAUACUCUACUCCAAAUAGUACAGUAUAGAUUUACAUUAAUUAUUUCAAGCAAUAAGUGGAAUUUGCUAUUUGACAUGGAAGAAGCUGUAUAUCUCAACUAGAUAGAUAUUGCAUCAUCUUGGUGAAAUCCAUACUCUGCUCCAGAGAGUAUAGCUUAUUCCCAAGCAAUCAUUGGAAUUUACUAUCUGACAUUGAAGAAACUAUAUAUCUCAACUAGAUAUAUCACAACAAUUAUGUGAGUGACUUCCAAAAAAAGCAAGGGCGGCUGAAGGACCGAGUAGAUGACGUUGACGCAAACUUGAUGACACAGCUUGGGCAGCCCGGAAAGAUUACAAAAAAGGAAGUUGAAACUUGGCUAGAGGAUGCGCGCCAAGAAAUUGCUGAAAAGGUGAUUGAUGAUCUGAUCUGCAAAGGGGGUUGUUUCACGUAUAUUUGCUCAUCAAGAAAGCUCGAUAAAGAGACUCAAGCACUGGAAGUGGGGAUACUUAAGCGAGGGGAAAAAUACACUAAUGUUGGUGAGAUUUUGGUCAUGGAUGAUCACUCAAUCCAGUAUUGUGCGAGGGUAUUUGAAGAUAAGCAAAAGGAGGUGAAGCAGGUCAAGGAAAAAAUUGAGGCUGAUUUGAAGACUCAGCUUGGGCAACCUGGAAAGAUUGCCUGGAACAAAGUCGAAGAUUGGCUGAAGAAAGCAAGCCAACAAGUUACCAUGAGGGUUGAAGAUCUGAUCAGCCCAGGGAAAUGUUCCUCAUCAACCAACAUCGAAGAAAAGAUUGAAGAAUUGAAGCAAUUACUUGAGGAAGGAAAACAACUCACUUCUGUUGGUGUGAGUUUGGUCAUCGAUGAUCACUCAAAAAAAGGAGUUCCAAUGCCUGCUGAAAAAUGGAUUGCACGGAAUGAGGUGCAAGAAGAGAUCCUGCAACUAUUAAGGGGAGACAGGGUUACAAGAAUUGCAGUUUGCGGAAUGGGUGGUGUGGGCAAGACAACAAUCAUGAAGCAAGUCCACAACCAACUAUUGAAAGAACCCACAAUUAAGAAAGUUCUUUGGGUAACAGUAUCGAAAAACUUUGAUAUUGUUCUCCAACAAAAAAGGCAGUUUGAUACUCUCAAGUUUCAGAAGAACAUUGCAAGAAAAUUGGGACUUGACCUCAAUGAGGAUGAAGAUGAAACCCAGCUUGCAGCACGGAUAUCACAAAGAUUACGAAAGUGCAGUUGUGUUUUAAUUCUGGAUGAUGUGUGGGAGCGUUUUUCUCUAGAAAAGGUUGGAAUCCUUGAUCCAGUUGGAAAUAAUGCUUGUAAGUUAGUGCUCACGACACGGUUACAACAAGAGGUUGCUCGUCAAAUGAGGUGUGAGGAGAUUUAUGUGAAACCUCUUUCAGAUGGUGAAGCAUUAGCAUUAUUCUUGGAUAAAGUUGAAAGUGACUUGAAGUCCCAUCCCAGAUUCAGAAGUGAUAUAGAGCCAUUUUUUAAUCAAAUUUUGAAGAAAUGUAAUGGUCUACCCCUUGCUAUCGGGGUGGUGGCAAAAACCAUGAGCGGAAAGUUUGAUCGUUACUCAUGGGAGAUGGCAGAUAAAGAAUUGGGCAAAUCUGAAGAAAUUAUUGAUUGUUUGAAAUUCAGUUAUGAUCACUUAGAAGAACAAUACAAGAAGUGUUUUUUAUAUUGUGCAAUGUAUCCUGAGGAUCAUGAAAUCCAAAAAGAGGAGUUGAUUGAGUUUUGGAUUGAGGAGGGAUUUAUAACAGAUGAAAGGGGGUAUCGGCACUUAAUGAUUUGUGAGGGCCAUUCUAUUAUUCAGAAGUUGAUAGACAAUUGCAUGUUGGAAUCAGUUAAAAAAAAUUAUGAAGGACGUAGACUGGUACAGCUUCAAAUAGUUAAAAUCAAAAACAAAGAUUGGGUGAGUAUGCAUGAUCUUCUCCGAGAAAUGGCAUUGAAGAUUAUUCAUCCUCAAUUCAUGGUGAAAGCUGGCAUGGCCUUGGAAGAGCUACCAGAGGAGGUUGAAGGGAGAAAAAAUCUUUUGAAGGUUUCUCUAAUGAAGAAUCAAAUAAGCGAAUUUCCUUCAAGUAUGUUGUCUCCCAAGUGUCCAAUGCUCACAACCUUGUUGUUGUCCAAAAACAAUAUUACAACAAUUCCAGAAGCCUUUUUUGAUCAUAUGCCUGGGCUGAAGAUCCUUGAUCUUUCUGGCAAUCACCAGCUACAUAGGCUGCCGAGUUCUGUUUCUAAAUUAGAGAGCCUUACGACACUACUGUUGGAGAAUUGUGAGUCCUUAGAAGAGGUACCAUUUUUAUCCAACCUUGGAGGCUUAAAAAAGUUAAACCUUUAUGGGACAUCAAUUAAAGAACUACCCCAAGGUCUCAACAUGUUAACCAAUCUAAAAUAUCUUUGGCUUGGUAGAAUGUCAUCUGAUAUACCUGACGGAUUGCUACGAAAUCUCUCCAAACUUCAGUGUUUAAGAGUAGAUGGGACUAUAUCGUUGAAAUGGGUGGAGAUUGGAAGAUUGAGUAAGUUGGAAUCUCUUGAUAUCCGAUUGUCUACGCUGGAUGAUAUGAGGCUCUUUGUUAAGUCUGAAAGAAAGUUUUUAAAUCAAUACAGAAUUUUGGUUGGCAGCUACCAUGCAGAUGAUCAUUACUACUAUAACGAAACCUUUUCAAAUGUAAUGAGAUCAAUUGUAUGCUGUCAUAUUGAUAUAUGUGAGGAGCCUAAUUGGUUACCAUCUGAUGCACAAGGCUUCUACAUCUUGGAAUGUAGGGAUGUGAGAAGCUUGGACGACAUUUCUGGCUUUCAAGAAGCAACCAACUUGUGGCACUGCACCGUUGAUCAUUGUGAUGGCCUGGAGUUUGUUGUUUCCUCGCGCUGCUUAAAGCUGCUCCAAAACCUUGAGUCGCUAUACCUUUAUGGUCUGGAAAAAUUGAAUGCAGUGGUUGGGGCAGUAGAAGCAGUUGUCAAGUCAGCCCCGCUGCCAGCUGGCACUUUUUCUUCUCUUGAAAAAAUUGAAGUUGGUUUUUGUGAAAAAAUAAAGAAGUUAUUACCGCUUAUGUUGUUGCGGUAUCUCCAGAAUCUACAGGCCAUUGAGGUUAUAAGUUGUGAUCAAAUGGAGGAGAUAAUAUGGUCCGAAUAUGAAGAAGAAGGAGAAAAAGCCCUAGAAAAACUCACUCUACCAAAGUUAGAAAGGGUGAUAUUGGAGGGGUUACUCGCAUUGAAGAGCAUCUACAGUGGCUCUACUACUGUCUUGAUCUGUGAUUCCCUCAAAAGCAUUCAAAUUCAGGGCUGCCCAAAAAUAGAGAGUGUUUUUUGGACAGGGUUUAACCCACUUCCAACCCUGGAGCAUCUAAAGCUUUACGACUUAGAGAAUCUGAAAUCCGUGUUUGGUGAAGAAGUUCUUGGUUUAUCAGCCCCUCCCAGCAACUUUUUCUCUCUUAAAACAAUUCGUGUGGUUGAGUGCCCUAAAUUAAAGAAAGUAUUCUCAUCUGGAUGGCUGCUUGGCUACUUCCAAUCUCUAGAGGGUAUUUAUGUUGAUAGCUGUGAACAAAUGGAGAAGCUGAUAUCAUCAUCGACCUAUGAAGAAAAAGAAGCCCUAGAAAAAAUCACUCUACCCAAGCUCCAAGGGUUAGGAUUAUUUCAAUUGCUCGAAUUGAAGAGCAUCUGUAGCAGUUCCAGUGUGUUGAUUUGUGAUUCCAUCAACGAUCUGUGGAUUCGCGACUGUAAGAAGCUAAAGAGGAUUCCUCUACAUCUUUCCUCGCUUGACAAUGGCCAACCUCCUUCCCUCAAACAAAUUAAGAUAGACACAAAAGAACGUUGGGAAUCAUUGGAAUGGGACCAAUCCAAUGCAAAGGAUGUCCUUUCUACCUUCUGUAAAUUUCACCGUGACAGCAACACUGACAUUGAAGAAGAAGAAGAAAAAGAAAUGUCUGGUGAUGACAACGAUGAUGAAGAAGAAGAAAAAGAAGAAAUGUCUGAUGACGACAACAAUGAUGAUGAAGAAGAAGAAGAAUCUCUUAGGAUGGGCUAAGAAGCAAAGGAGUGUAGGCUCUUUGGUGAUUGGGCAGUGCAAAUCAAAGCUGGAGUUGGACUCUGUUACCACAAGAAAGCUGGAGGAAAUCA